Messenger RNA from Schistosoma rodhaini, 883 nucleotides. Lineage: Eukaryota; Metazoa; Platyhelminthes; Trematoda; Strigeidida; Schistosomatidae. The record is from the annotation of a GenBank genome assembly.
UGGAUAAUAACUCACAUUUCUUGGUAAGAUCGUAGUCAAAUUUACUUUGCAUCUUGUUAUAAGAACUGUUUGAAAAUCAUCAGUGCUUUUGAUUUCGUUAUCUAAGAGCGAAAUUCCUUCAUAAAUUGAAUCAUCUAUUUGCAAAAAGUUCGAUCGAUUCUAGUGUGAAUUGGUUACAGUUGAAGAAAUAUAAAUCAUUCCAUGCUUAAUAAUUCAUUUCUAGUUUAUGUUGUGAAAUAUCAACUUUGUAGAAAUUAUAUGCUUAUCAUUUUAGUACAUAGAAUUCCAAAAUUCACUCAGACAGUAUUCACCUUUGAAACCAAGUUUUCUAACUGGAUCAAUGGAAAUCUGAUUGGCAGGCUUUCUCUGAGUGAUGAAAACUCCUCCUUAGCAUCAUGUGGAAGUGUUCAAUUUAACAUUGUACCUGGUUCAAACUACUUACCGGUAGCUAUCGAUGGAACAACUGGUACUUUGAAAGUAAUUGACAGUGUUUAUGGAACAAUCAAGAAUAAUCAUAACAUAACUUUUCAAGUGACAGUUAGGAAUGCAAAUACUUCCUUGAAUAUAUUUGAUGAUGCAACGGUUAACAUUCUAAUUGAUGGAAAGUAUUCAGAGGAAGAAACAGAAAGUGAGAUCACUGCAGUCAAGAGGUGUCUAUUAUGGAUAUAUACAAUAUUUGUUCGCCUACUACAAUGGGACAAACAUAGCAAAUAAUUAUUCUGUGAAGUUUAAUAAUCUCACAUACUUGAACAAUAAUUCCUCGCCUUCGGAGUUCACAAUGACAAGUCAGAUAUGUGUUUCAUCCUCUCCUGCCAAUGAUUCAAAUGAUUUCAGUAUUAUGAUGCGAUUCAAAGUCGGUCUUUUUUCUGAAGUGUCGAUCCCG